AAGGUUGUUGAGAUAUUCUAGUUGAGAGAUUCCCUCAUAUAUAUCAGUAAUCAAACCAAUUCUCAACUUGUUAUGAUUAAAAUUUAUCAAAAAAAAUCUCAACUUGUUACUAAACUCGCCCUUAUGAAUGUCACUAUCUCAUUUACUGUAGGAUCCAACACCACCAAGAAAGGUGGCGUCGGGACUUUAGCACUCAAUGUUGGGAGAGUGAAUGUGUUGAGCAAGCAGUUGAAUUUGACCUACAAUCAUACGAGGGCUGCGAACCAGACAGCUUUGGAUGCGACCCUUUUGAUCGAUUUGACUAACAAGCUAUUGGGAAGUUAUGGGUUUGGCUCUGGUGAUUGCAAGCUCAAGUACAACUAUGUCUAUGGAGGAUUGAGGACGUUCGAGCCUUGCUAUGAGUUUACGAAGAACUUUUGGGACAAAACCGUGUCUCAAAGGAUUCUUGAUGGAGGGUUGAAGUUGCUAUGCAAGGGCUAAACAUAGAUGGAAGAUUUAAGGUACUUAAUUAUGCAUAGUAAGUGUAUGAGAAAUUGCAACAAGAAAAUCACAAAAAAGAAUCACAGUAUUGUUCACUGUUGUCUGUUAGUGCCACUAUUUUUAUACAUUGAAGUUGGUCUUUCCUUUUUAGUCUAUGUAUGAAAAUUUGCAAAAUUUUGAAUGAUAUACAUUGAAGUUGGUUUUGAAUCUCUA
Molecule: messenger RNA, 693 nt
Organism: Cannabis sativa
Lineage: Eukaryota; Viridiplantae; Streptophyta; Magnoliopsida; Rosales; Cannabaceae
Product: outer envelope pore protein 24B, chloroplastic-like
Exons: 2
Coding region: 73-480 (135 amino acids)
Biological process (GO): regulation of monoatomic ion transmembrane transport
Molecular function (GO): voltage-gated monoatomic cation channel activity
Source: RefSeq, a predicted model, not a curated record